This is a messenger RNA of Cladophialophora yegresii CBS 114405, 1302 nucleotides long. RefSeq names its product fumarylacetoacetase. Lineage: Eukaryota; Fungi; Ascomycota; Eurotiomycetes; Chaetothyriales; Herpotrichiellaceae. Gene Ontology annotation, molecular function: fumarylacetoacetase activity. The transcript is spliced from 2 exons. Gene Ontology annotation, biological process: homogentisate catabolic process; L-phenylalanine catabolic process; L-tyrosine catabolic process. Bases 1 to 1302 code for a protein of 433 amino acids. The record is from RefSeq and is a predicted model, not a curated record.
AUGGGAGCGAGCAGUUGGUUGGAUAUCCCCAAAGGGUCACAUUUCUCGCUGGCCAACAUACCAUUUGGGAUCAUCACGAACCCACGAACUGGCGAGAGACAUGCAGCAGUGGCUAUUGGGAACCUCGUCCUGGAUCUACACGAGUUCGCGCAUCAUCAGGGCUUCACUGGACUUGAAGGCUUCACCCCCAGUCAAAUUACAACCUUUUCAACUCCUGCGCUCAACGACUUCGCCGCUCUGGGCCAGGAUGUCCAUAGAAAGGUUCGCCGAUAUUUGCAGGAUGUCUUUGCAGAGGACACUCCAUUCCCGGCCUUGCUGAAACACAACGUCGAAUCUCAACGUGCCUGUCUCUUUCAGCAAGACCAGGUCAAGAUGCACUUACCCGUGAAGAUUGGAGGCUACACCGAUUUCUUUGCCGGCAAAAACCACGCGUACAAUUGUGGUUGCAUAUUCCGGGACCCCGCCAAAGCCUUGCAGCCCAACUACCUUCACCUCCCUGUGGCCUACAACUCACGAGCGUCGUCGGUGGUCGUGUCGGGCACCGACGUGCGCCGACCUCUGGGACAAUUCUUGCAGAGUCCGUCCGACACCCGGCCCAGCUUUGGCCCAUGCCGACGAUUGGACAUCGAGCUGGAGCUGGGGGCGUUACUAUGCAAAGGCAAUGACCUGGGUGAACCGAUUGAUGUGAAUGAGGCAGAGAAACACAUCUUCGGCUUUGUUUGCUUGAAUGAUUGGUCGGCUCGGGACAUACAGCAAUGGGAGGCGGUGCCUUUGGGGCCUUUCUGCGCCAAAUCAUUCGCGUCGACCAUCAGCCCUUGGGUCAUUUUGAAAGAUGCUCUCGAGCCAUUUCAUGUUCCGGGGAUUCCAAAUGAAACGGAGCUGCAUCCCUAUCUGCGGGAGGCCCGCAAAGAGAAUGUCUACGACAUCAAUCUGGAAGUGGAGCUGAGAGCACCUGACGGCGAGUCUGCAAUUUUGUCACGCACCAACGCCCGCAAUCUCGUAUUCUCGUUCGCACAAAUGCUCGCCCAUCACACCGUGGGCGGCUGCCCUCUGGAAGUCGGUGAUCUGAUCGGGUCAGGGACCAUCAGUGGCACCGAACCUGGGACUUUGGGCUCUUUCCUCGAAGCCUCCAACGGAGGCAAGAGGAGUUUCGAUCUAUCUGCUACGAUCCGCCGGACUUUCCUGGAGGACGGAGACAGUGUUGUCAUUCGAGGAUGGUGCGGUGAUGAUGAUUCGAACCUGGUGGGCUUUGGCGAGUGCUCAGGAACGAUCCUGCCAUCGAUUAAACCGUCAUGGAUAUAG